Molecule: messenger RNA, 2481 nt
Organism: Leptonychotes weddellii (Weddell seal)
Lineage: Eukaryota; Metazoa; Chordata; Mammalia; Carnivora; Phocidae
Source: RefSeq, a predicted model, not a curated record
AAGUGCGUAAGCUCAAGAUGGGACAGGGUCUGGACACAUCGUGAAUGCUGGCUUCUGGGCAAGGAACUGGGGAUGUGGACGUGACCCUUGAGGAGCUUAUAGUCCAAAGCGUAGACAGAAUUUGCAAAUGGAUAACAACAACACAGCAUGAAGAAUGUCAUGGGAAUACCAAGCUCAGCUGAGGCACAGAGUACCUGCAGAUGAAGUGGCCCCUCCUCGAUGUCCCCUCCAGCGCCACAGUCAAGGACACCAGGUCACCAUCUCCAGCACACUUGUCUAAUAAAGUUCCUGUUGUUCAGCCCCCGCAUCACAUGCACCCGUUGACGCCCCUCAUCACCUACAGCAACGACCACUUCUCCCCUGGCUCCCCUCCCACGCACCUCUCCCCAGAGAUCGAUCCAAAGACAGCAGGAAUCCCCCGGCCCCCUCACCCAUCCGAGCUGUCUCCAUAUUACCCACUGUCUCCUGGAGCUGUUGGACAAAUCCCCCAUCCCCUCGGCUGGCUCGUCCCACAGCAAGGACAGCCCAUGUACUCCCUCCCUCCUGGUGGCUUCCGGCACCCCUACCCUGCCCUCGCCAUGAACGCCUCAAUGUCCAGCCUGGUUUCCAGCCGGUUCUCUCCUCACAUGGUGGCUCCGGCCCACCCUGGUCUGCCCACCUCAGGGAUCCCCCACCCCGCCAUCGUCCCCCCCAUCGUCAAGCAGGAGCCGGCGCCCCCCAGCCUCAGCCCGGCCAUGAGCGCGAAAUCACCCGUCACGGUGAAAAAGGAGGAAGAAAAGAAACCCCACGUGAAGAAGCCUCUGAACGCCUUCAUGUUGUAUAUGAAGGAGAUGAGGGCCAAGGUGGUGGCUGAGUGCACCCUGAAGGAAAGCGCGGCCAUUAACCAAAUCCUGGGAAGGAAGUGGCACAACCUGUCCCGAGAAGAACAGGCCAAGUACUACGAACUGGCCCGGAAGGAGCGGCAGCUUCACUCGCAGCUCUACCCGACCUGGUCAGCCCGGGACAACUACGGUAAGAAAAAGAAGAGGAAGAGAGAAAAACAGCUGUCACAGACACAGUCCCAGCAGCAAGUCCAAGAGGCAGAGGGUGCUCUGGCCUCCAAAAGCAAGAAGCCAUGUGUUCAGUACCUGCCCCCUGAGAAGUCCUGUGACAGCCCUGCCUCUUCCCACGGCAGCAUGCUGGACUCCCCGGCCACCCCCUCCGCAGCCUUGGCGUCCCCGGCUGCCCCCGCGGCGACGCACUCGGAGCAAGCCCAGCCCCUCUCCCUCACCACCAAGCCGGAGAGCCGGGCCCAGCUGGCUUUACACUCGGCUGCCUUCCUGUCAGCCAAGGCGACAGCCACUUCCUCCGGCCAGAUGGGCAGCCAGCCCCCGCUCCUCUCCCGGCCGCUCCCCCUCGGGUCCCUGCCCACAGCUCUGCUGACUUCUCCCCCCUCCUUCCCGGCCGCGCUCCAUGCCCACCAGGCCCUCCCAGUCCUCCAGGCCCAGCCUCUUUCCUUGGUCACCAAGUCUGCCCACUGAGCUGCCCCCUGACCUAUGCAGGCUGUCAAGUGACUCGUUGAGUAGUAAUGAUUCAGAAGAAAAAAGAAAAAAAAAAAGGAAACUUUAUUGGUCAAUAUUUGACCACUCUGGACUGUUCUGUAAAGUGACUGGUAGCAACAGCACUUUACGUUUUGUAGAUGUAACCAGUAGCUGAUCUUAAGGCUUUUUUAAAAAACAAAACAAAACAACAAAAAAAAAAUCUUUAAAAGAAAGAGAACUGAAAAGUAGUGUGUUAUUCUUCUUCCUGUACGUGCAGUGGUGGAUGGACCUGGGCAGAAGACCCCUUCCUCUCUACCUCUUUCCCUUUCUGCCCUGCUCCCCCUUCUCAGCGCUCCCACGUGCCCCCCUCCCCUUCCUGGUCCACAUGUCGGCCAUGGCUGGACUUCUAGCCUGUUACCUCUUCCUCUAGAUCCCAUUCCUGGACAUUCCCUUUGACCUCACCAAGUUUUUCUCCUUCGCCCAACUGCCUUCAUCUUCGUCCUCUGCCCAGUGUAAGACUGUCAUCACAUGAGAAGCCACCUUUGCCUGAUUUGUCUUCACCAGCGUCCCCUUUCCCUCAGUGGGCCCUCACACAACAGCCUCCAGCUCUGGGUGGGCAAAGAGGUCCUCUGAAAUGGUUCUUUCCCACAUUGAAAGGGAUUCAAGGUGCCCGCCACUUUCUCGGUGAAGAAGUCUCUGUGCCACCCCCUCACCAGUCAAGACCUCCCUUCACUGUCCCAGAGUGGCAGAUGGGACCCGGCCCCAAGGCCUGGCUCUUGUCCCCUGGGUCAGUGCUAGCACAAUCUGCCAAAGGUCUAAACGCCCUCCUCCCUCCCCCUAUCACCUCACAUGCUUCUUCUGUGUGUAUUUCUUUUUGUUUUUAUGGGGUUUUUUGGAGCAAUUUAAACUUCCAGUUGUUUAUUUUCACAAAAGAAAAUAAAAUUGCAGUUGCAAGACCUUU